This is a messenger RNA of Sphaeramia orbicularis (orbiculate cardinalfish), 1132 nucleotides long. Its product is annotated as protein jagunal homolog 1-B. Gene Ontology annotation, cellular component: endoplasmic reticulum membrane. The coding region runs from base 120 to 671 and encodes 183 amino acids. The transcript has 5 exons. Lineage: Eukaryota; Metazoa; Chordata; Actinopteri; Kurtiformes; Apogonidae. Gene Ontology annotation, biological process: granulocyte colony-stimulating factor signaling pathway; endoplasmic reticulum organization; vesicle-mediated transport. The record is from RefSeq and is a predicted model, not a curated record.
ACUUCCUGAACUCCUCCCCCUCAUACAUGGCGUACAGCUAGUGGCUCUGUGUGUGUAGCACAUCAGAUUUAUGCUUUUUAUUUAACUUAUCUACAAUAAAUUCUCAAAAAAUAUCUGCUAUGGCUUCUCGAGCAGGUCCCAGAGCAACAGGAACAGAUGGUAGUGAUUUUCAACAUCGGGAGCGGGUCGCCUCUCACUACCAGAUGAGUGUUGCGCUAAAGUCUGAAAUCCGGAAGCUCAACAUUGUCCAUUUGCUCAUCUGGGUGCUGAUGGCAGCUCAGGUGACCGUGAGCCAGCUGAGCCUGGUGUCCCACAAAGUGGUGGCCUCUCCAUACCAGUGGGAGUACCCUUACCUCCUGAGCAUAAUUCCCACAGUCUUCAGCUUUUUGGCAUUGCCUCGUAACAACAUCAGCUACUUGGUCAUCUCCAUGAUCAGCGCAGGUCUCUUCUGUGUAGCACCGCUGAUCUACGGGGGCAUGGAGAUGUUUCCUGUGGCACAGCAGUUGUAUCGACACGGCAAAGCCUAUCGCUUUAUCUUUGGCUUCUCUGCCGUGUCUGUCAUGUAUCUGGUGAUUGUCAUUGCUGUGCAGGUGCAUGGCUGGCAGAUAUACUACAGCAAGAAGCUGCUAGACCAGUGGUUUACCAGUACCCAGGAAAAGAAGAAGAAAUGAGCCUAGAUUUGCCACUUAUAUGUUUUCUAUGCCAUGUUGAGACGCAUACAUCCGCUUUUUAGAUCUUGAGGGGAGGAAUCAAAAGCACAUGAAGAAAACCUGGUGCUGAUAUUGAAUUAAUAUCAGCUGUAAAAUGAAACCAAAUUUUUAAAAAACGUAAGACACUCAGAAAAAUUCUUUAUUUGAAACUUUCACUACCUGAAGAUGUACUUAAAGUGUUUGAUUUGCAGAGAAAACACUGAACUUCACAAUCCAUUGAGGAUUUGAUCCUGCUUCUGUAUUUAUCCCAAUGAGAUGUAUCUAAGUUCUGUUCAGUGUUGUACUUGUAUGUACUUGUUCACUGUUGAGACAAACAUUUUUAAAAAUCACAAAUGCCUAUGAUUUGAUCAUUUUGUUAGAAUGGUUGCUUUUGUCUGUAUUUGUUUUAAAAUAAAUAAAAUAAUAAAUCAUGAGAAAUGUAA